Opisthocomus hoazin is the source of this 1779-nucleotide messenger RNA. NCBI's taxonomy places the organism in Eukaryota, Metazoa, Chordata, Aves, Opisthocomiformes, Opisthocomidae. The record is from RefSeq and is a predicted model, not a curated record.
AUGACAGGAAUGGAGACUGAAACUGCAAGAGACAAAGCCAUGGAAGAAGAAAGCACAGAAAGGAAAAAGGAGAGAGAGAAAAAGAAGAGGUCAAGGGUUAAACAGGUUCUGGCUGAUAUAGCGAAACAAGUGGAUUUCUGGUUUGGUGAUGUUAAUCUCCACAAAGAUAGAUUUCUGCGAGAACAAAUAGAAAAGUCCAGAGAUGGGUAUGUCGACAUAUCGCUUCUUGUUUCUUUCAACAAAAUGAAAAAAUUGACUACUGAUGGAAAACUGAUAGCUCGAGCCGUUAAAAGUUCAUCUGUUGUAGAGCUGGAUUUAGAGGGAACUAGAAUCAGAAGACGCCAACCACUGAGUGAGCAGCCAAAGGAUGUGGAUAGUCGUACAGUCUAUGUGGAGUUGCUUCCCAGAAAUGUCAAUCACAGUUGGAUUGAGCGGGUGUUUGGGAAGUGUGGUAAUGUAGUUUACAUCAGUAUACCCCGGUUUAGAACUACUGGCGAUCCAAAGGGAUUUGCUUUUGUUGAAUUUGAAACUAAAGAGCAAGCAGAGAAAGCUAUUGAGUUUUUGAAUAAUCCACCAGAAGAAGCGCCACGGAAACCUGGGAUUUUCCCCAAAACAGUAAAGAAUAAGCCUGUUCCUGUACUGAAUGCAAGUAACAGUAGUGUAGUAGAGGAGAAGAAAAAGAAGAAAAAAAAGAAAUCCAAAAUCAAGAAAGAGAGCAAUGUGCAGGCAGCUGUAGAGACAGAGGAAUCGAACACGAAUGCUACAACGGAGCAAGUACCCAAGUCAAAGAGACAUAGGACUUCAUCAGAGUGUUCAGAAAUGGAGGGAACUGAGACUCACAGGCAGCCCUCAAAGAGAGAGAAAAGAAAAUGGGUCAGAACAGAAAGCUCAGAGGUACCUUGGGAAAGCAGGCCGGGGAAGAGAAAAAGAACCAGCUCUGGAGAUGGUGAGACAUCAACUCCAAAAGUCAAGAAAACUGUUCAAAAGGAUGAAGUACCUCCUGUAAAAGAGGAAACGGAAGCUCCAAAGGAUUCCAAUGACAUUUCUGCAGAAGAUGACAAAGAUAAAAAAGACACAUCCCUUUCAAAAUCAAAAAGGAAACAUAAGAAAAAACACAAAGAAAGGCACAAAAUGGGUGAAGAAGUCAUUCCACUCAGAGUACUCUCCAAGACCGAAUGGAUGGAUUUGAAGCAAGAAUACUUGACACUUCAAAAAGCCAGUAUGGCCUCUUUAAAGAAAACAAUGUCUCGGAUCAAAUCUGAACUUGUGGGAGAGAUGGAAACGGAAUCUUGUGCACAGAAAAAGCCGCAAUCUGAAAAUGACAAAUCCACCAGUGAAGAUUCUGCCACUCCUGCCAAGGCUAACACAGUGGGGCCCCAGUUCCUGAGUGGAGUAAUUGUGAAGAUCAUUAGCACUGAGCCCCUGCCGGGCAGGAAGCAGAUCAAGGAUGCUUUGGCAGUGCUGGUUGAUGUUGCUUAUGUUGACAUGCUGAAGGGAGACACAGAAUGUCAUGUCCGUUUUAAAACUCCUGAGGAUGCACAGAUAGUCAUGAAAUCAUACAAAGACAUACAGAUCAAAAACAACUGGAAAUUCGAAGUUCUCACUGGUGAUCAUGAACAACGUUACUGGCAGAAGAUUUUAGUGGACAGGCAAGCUAAACUUAACCAGCCUCGAGAAAAGAAGCGGGGUACUGAGAAGUUGAUUGCUAAAGCUGAAAGAAUGAGACUUGAAAAGACCCAACAAACAAGUAAACAUAUUCACUUCACUGAAGAGAACUAG